GGCGUGGAUGGGGCUUGCUCACCCUGCGAAGAUCCGGACUUAUGCGUGGCCUACAUGCUUUGCCCAUUGUGCCGGCAGGCGGAUACCUGGCACACCUUGGGCGUCCCAGAGUGGCAAACCUACUGGAAGGUGCUUGCCGCCUACAUCCUUUGCCCGUGGUGCUGGCCCUGCCUGAACUUCUACGGCAGAUAUCGCAUCCGCCAGGCCUUCAAAAUCAACCUGGAGCCACACCGCGACUUCGUGAUGCACUGCUGCUGCUGCUGCUGUUGCACAGCUUGUGCGCACUUGCAGGAGGCGCGACUGGUGGAUGCCCCGAUGCUUUACUUCCACUGCAAGCACAAGCUGGCAGACUUCCACCUUCGCGAGGUGCAAGCGCAAGCACAGCAGGAAGCCGAAGCGGCUGUUUGA
Molecule: messenger RNA, 408 nt
Organism: Symbiodinium sp. CCMP2456
Lineage: Eukaryota; Dinophyceae; Suessiales; Symbiodiniaceae
Source: the annotation of a GenBank genome assembly